UUGACAUUUAUAUUGACACAGAGCAGAUGGCGUAGCUCGCGCUUCGUCGUUUCCUUCCGAACCGCAGAACAAACCAUUUCCUUUUGUGACAAUUUGUGAAACGUUCAUCGCGUUUCAUUGUAAAAAUCAUUAAAAUAAACGGCAAUAGGGCAUGGUCGGUAAAGUUUUUCGCACGAAAAACCGUGUCAUAAAAUCUGUAAUCGUGGUUAAGUUUUUUUGUGCCAAGUGCAACUAAACUAUCAAGAUUCCGCCGAUAAUUCAAAGCCUACCCAGUGGGUGGCUUAUUUUGGUCUUGAGUUCUGACAAAAAUGGACAGUAAGAAGGACUCAUUUUUCUUUUCAAACAAGAAAGGUAAUCCCAAGAAUGAUGAUAGCAAACAACAACAGAAGGAAAAGAGACAAAAUCAAUUCAAUAAAAACAGAAAUAUAGGUGAUGCUGGGACAAAAAAGGAAAAAUCUGCUGAUGAAAAGAAACCAUUCGAUAAGAAAACUUAUCGUUUAAAAAAAUAUAGCAAAAAAUACAAGCUGGAACAGUGGGAAGAGCAGCGAAAGAAAAAGCUGUUACGUAAUUAUUAUAAAGAUGUGAAAAAUGAGACCGCUGGUAGUUACAAACCUAAAUCGUUUGAUGAAGACAAUGUAGACUCCGGCAAGGAAGUAGGUAAAUUUGUUAGACAUCCCGAUCUUAUUGAAAAAGAGAAUAAAAUAAAGAAUAAGGAUCCAUUUCAAAAGGCUAAAGAGCAAUACAGUAAAAUACAGCAGGAGAAGUUGGAAAAGAAACAUGAAAAGGAAAAGAUGAAAGAAGAGAGAAUGCAGAAGUUGCAAGAGUAUAAGAAGAAGAAACAGGAUAGGUUCAAGAAGUUGAGUAGGAAGACUAAGAAGGGGCAGCCAGUGAUGACUGGACGGCUCGAGUUGCUGCUGGAGAAGAUUCAAAAAGGAGGAAAUUAGAAAAAUGACAGGAAAAUAACUACAUGAUUCAACUACUAGCUGAGAUGAAUAAGCUUAAAUGAUAUACAAUUAUUGACUUGUAUUUUUACAAUUGCAUAACAGCAAAUCUAGUAAAAACUUUUAUAUAAUAUGCCGUGCUUUUGCCAUACACCUUAUCAUUUAUCAUGUUACUGGCAUGGAACUCUCUGACGCGUUAAUAGAGGCGAAUUUUCAAUGAAUUUGGGUAGGCUGAUAUGCUGGUGACUAAACACCAUCAGUUUUUUAAUACCUUUACAAGAAAAUACCUAUUUGCUUUCAGAGAUGAGCAGGAGUUCAGAAUGUUAUUAUAGUAAUGUACUUAAUAGUUCUAAUGUAUUUUAAAAACAUUGCUUUAGUUCCAUUUUUUUUUUUCAUUUUGGAAAUGAAUUGUUCUUUUUUACUGAAUUUUUGAGUAACUAGGUUAAGAAAAUGUUGCUUGCAUUUAAAUUUGUGACUAUGUAAUUAAAAAUUGGCAAUAAAUUA
Molecule: messenger RNA, 1445 nt
Organism: Amyelois transitella
Lineage: Eukaryota; Metazoa; Arthropoda; Insecta; Lepidoptera; Pyralidae
Product: thyroid transcription factor 1-associated protein 26
Exons: 2
Coding region: 309-944 (211 amino acids)
Cellular component (GO): nucleus
Source: RefSeq, a predicted model, not a curated record